UGUUAUUGGUAUUCACAAUAUCUUUUGUCAGCACAAGACGAUGUUCCGGUUUACAAGACGCUUCCACACGUCGUACUGUGGGAAGGGAUUUCGAGCAUGAUUGAUACUACUGAUGAAGGUGCUUCUGCUGAUGGAGGGAUUUCGAGCAUGAUUGAUACUACUGAUGAAGGUGCUUCUGCUGAUGGAGGGAUUUCGAGCAUGAUUGAUACUACUGAUGAAGGUGCUUCUGCUGAUGGAGACAAUGCGGUGUCAAAUCAUGACGACGAGAACUCAAACGUGGUUGGAGCUACAAUGGCUCGAGGACCUGACAUCAAGCCGAAGGCAACGCAGUCUAAAAGUACACCAUCGGAAAGGCCAACAACGCUAAAGGGGUUGCAGAUGGAGUAUUACAGGAAGUCCAUCCAUUUACAGGAAGCGCAGCUUGUUUAUAACAAACUUUAGUUAAACUUGUACAAUUAACACGUAAGAAAUGUUGAAUAAUGUUCGAUUUAUGAACUUGAAUCGUUUUCAUUCGUAUGUAUCGGAAUAAAUGUUAUGUUCUGUAGGCCUUAUUCUUUAUAAUACUUAAUGAAAUGAAUUUUUUUACACUGUAUUUGUACUAGUAUAACUUACCUCAAGAGAAGUAUGCGCUUGCGAUGUGCGCCCUAACACCUCGUCCGUCUAUUUGUCCGUUGUAUGUGUCGGCUGCAGACUUCGUCAACAACUACGUCGACUACAUCGGGCUCCUUCCAGAGCAAGGCGAGGUUGUACAGAAUUGCACAAACGACAAUACCUUUCGAGCACUUUGCUGUCUUCACCCUUAUCUGCACAUGAUUUAAUUUAAAAAACAACCACACAUAUUUAUCUUUUUUAUUAUACUAAAUGUGAAGAAUAUUAAAUACAUAAUGGGUACCUAUAAACAAUUUUUACUUUGUUUUCAAUGUCGACUAGGGCUUCUGUAUUUAGGCUGAUUCGAAGGUUACGUAGUUUUCUUUAACUUAACAAUAUUAAAAAACAAAUUAUGUAAUAAAAUGCACAUAUAUUAUUAUGCCCCCCUUCAAAGAAGAGGGGGUAUAUUGCUUUGCUCAUGUCUGUCGGUCCGUCCACCAGGUGGUUGUCAGAUGAUAACUCAAGAACGCUUGGGCCUAGGAUCAUGAAACUUCAUGGGUAGAUUGAUCAUCACUCGCAGAUGACCCCUAUUGAUUUUGAGGUCACUAGGUCAAGGUCACGGUGACCUGAAAUAGUAGAAUGGUUUCCGGAUGAUAACUCAAGAAUGCAUACGCCUAGGAUCAUGAAACUUCAUGGUAGAUUGAUCAUGACUCGAGGUCACCAGGUCAAGGUCACGGUGACCCGAAAUAGUAAAAUGGUUUUCGGAUGAUAACUCAAGAACACAUAUGCCUAGGAUCAUGAAACUUCAUAGGUAGAUUGAUCAUGACUCGCAGAUGACCCCUAUUGAUUUUGAGGUCACAAGGUCAAGGUCACGGUGACCCGAAAUAGUAAAAUGAUUUUCGGAUGAUAACUCAAGAACGCUUUUGCAUAGGAUCAUGACACUUCAUAGGUACAUUGAUCGUGACUCGCAGAUGACCCCUAUUGAUUUUCAGGUCAAAGGUCAAGGUCACAGUGACAAAAAACGUAUUCACACAAUGGCUGCCACUACAACGGACAGCCCAUAUGGGGGGCAUGCAUGUUUUACAAACAGCCCUUGUUACAAU
Messenger RNA from Dreissena polymorpha, 1691 nucleotides. RefSeq lists its product as uncharacterized. Lineage: Eukaryota; Metazoa; Mollusca; Bivalvia; Myida; Dreissenidae. The record is from RefSeq and is a predicted model, not a curated record. The coding region runs from base 97 to 441 and encodes 114 amino acids. The transcript is spliced from 6 exons.